AUGAUAGAAGGUGGUUGUGGUGGUAGUCCAUACUCAGAAGGUGGUGCUCUCUAUGCCUUUAGUCUGAUUCACGCCAACCAUGGAGAGGGCAUCAAACAAUUCCUUCGUGAUAGCCUGCGCAGUACUACCGUUGAGGUCAUUCAACAUGGUGCAUGUUUGGGUCUUGGAUUAGCAUCCCUAGGAACUGCUGACGAGGAUAUUUAUGAAGAAAUAAAAAAUGUUCUCUACACUGAUAGUGUUGUUGCUGGCGAAGCUGUUGGAAUCAGUAUGGGCUUACUCAUGGUUGGACCAGGCGGUGAUAAGGCAAAUGAAAUCCUCACUUAUGCACAUGAGACACAACAUGAAAAAAUUAUAAGAGGGUUAGCGAUGGAAAUUUCCCUUACGGUUUACAGAAGAGAAGAAGAAGCUGGAACUUUAAUUGAGCAGAUGACUCGGGAUCAAGAUCCAAUUUUGCGUUAUGGUGGCAUGUAUGCACUGGCUUUGGAGGACAACCUUGAAGUUGUGUGGCUUUUCUGGAGAAGUAAAAACAUUGCAGUGCAACCUCUGAUCCAACCUUUACUUGCUGCCUUGCUUGCAAGAUCGCCUGAUUGCGAUGUCACAGGUAUAACGUGA
Messenger RNA from Lathyrus sativus (Indian pea), 612 nucleotides. The record is from the annotation of a GenBank genome assembly. Lineage: Eukaryota; Viridiplantae; Streptophyta; Magnoliopsida; Fabales; Fabaceae.